Molecule: messenger RNA, 2950 nt
Organism: Rhineura floridana
Lineage: Eukaryota; Metazoa; Chordata; Lepidosauria; Squamata; Rhineuridae
Gene: CCDC15
Product: coiled-coil domain containing 15
Exons: 11
Coding region: 394-1938 (514 amino acids)
Cellular component (GO): centrosome
Source: RefSeq, a predicted model, not a curated record
CGGAAGCGGGGCCUUGGGCGCGUGAUUUCAAAGUGACGGUUAGGAGGAGAAGGGGAAGAGAGCGUGGGAUUUCGCGGUUUCUGCUUCCUGUUUGGGGGAAGGUUUUGUUUGGUUUCUCUCUGGGCUAUGGUGUGAGGCAGCGUGUAGACGAGGCCUGAGGGGGUUGCUAUGGCAGCUCCGCCGCCGCCACCAGUUGCAGCGGGCGUCAGUAAGGGCAGGUAUUGAAUCCGAGGGUUGUUACGGCAACGGUGGAGGCAGAGUCGGGAUGCUAUGGACAAAGCCUGGUUCUCUGGGACGGAGGGGAGCAAAGCUUUGCCAACGCGUGCGAGUCCCCGAGGAAGGUGCUGAGACUUCUUCCAGAAAUCCCAGUUUUGAAGCUGCACUGUUGCUGGGAUGUUACCAUCCAUGAAGCAACAUCAUCCUUGGAGAUCUACUGGGGAAAAAGUGCAGCCUCAAUCAACAGCAGUGAAUUGGAGCGUAUUAGCAGAGAGGACCCAGCGUGUGGCACCUGUUGGGGCUUGGGUGGAAAGUGCCCAAGAUGAUGCAGAACAAGUAGAGAGCCCAGCUUUUGCUAAAGCAGCUCAAAUAGAAAAAGAAUACAAAGAACAAAAAAAGGAAAAAGAGAGGCUUUUGAAACGUUUUCAAGAAGAGGUGAAACACAGGGUUAACCAACAUAUUAAGCUGAGGAGAAAACACCAGCUCCAGAAGUCCUAUGAAGCAGCUCUUAAAGAAAGCUCUGUUGUGAUAGGAUUUUCAGAUUCUGCAUUGCAGUUGACCCCCAAGAAAAGCACAUGUCUGUACAGAUAUAACACAGAUUCUGCCAUCUGCAGUUCUGGUAGUAAAAUCAUCUCAGUGCAGCAGCCUAAUUACACAGUGGACUGGGGAGAAAAAGUGCAAGAUGUUCAGUUUUCAGAGCAAGCAAAGACUGUAAGAAAAACGGUGCAGCAGGUCCGUCGCAGACUGGCUUCCCAGAAAGCUAUGGCAAAAGGUGAUAGUCCUCCAGAACUUCCAGGAGGUGUUUGGGAGAGCCGUCCAAACAUAGAGAAGCCAGCAUCUCCCAAGACAACCCCGGGAAAUGCAGAAGAGGGUGACAGUGGGGAGUUACUACUCGUGGGAUAUCACGACCUUCCAGCUGAACUGCGAGAGCAAGUACAGCGGAGCAAAGGCACAGACUGUACAACAGAGUUUGACAAAGUUAAUAGUGAGAUAUUGAAAAGUACCUGUCCAGCACUUGGCACUGAAACUCAAGCUACCCAGGUACUUUGGUAUGGAACAGAGAAAGAAGAAUCAAAGAAGCAGCGUCAAAGCCAGUACCUGAGAUACAGGCGUCUCUUCAUGGAUAUUGAAAGAGAACAAGUAAAGGAACAGCAAAGACAGAAGGUGUGGCAGAAGAAAAUGGAGAAAAUUAAGAAAGGAAAGGAGCUUUGGCGCCAUGCAGAGGAGCAGAAGAUACAGGAGAGGCAGAAGAUACAGGAGAGAUGCUAUGCCGAGGAACCAAGGAUACAAGAGAGGUACCUUGCAGGGGAACUGAAGAUACAGGAGAGGGCCUCUCAAGGAGAUGCUAACGCCAAGGGGAAAGCUUGUGAGAAAUUUGAAAAACUUAGACUGGAGGACAUGAAGGAGAAGAAAAAAGUAAUGGAAAGACAACAGAGAAAUAAAGAAUAUUCAAGAUACGUGGAAGCAUUACGAGCUCAGAUGCGAGAGAAGAUCAAAAUGUACAACAUCAAUUUGCCUCCAUUGUGCUUCUGUGGAUCAGAUUUCUGGGACUCUCAUCCUGAUAGCUGCGCCAACAACUGUGUGUUCUAUAAAAACCACAAAGCAUAUACCGAGGCUCUGCAAUCUGUCAUCUCAUCUUGUAAUGUUUUUGAUGGGGGCUCAAACACAAGACUUGCUGUUCAUACAUUUGCAACUAUACAUGCACGUUCUAAGAAUUCUUGAAAAUAGAUUCCAGAAAUGGAGCUUCCCUUUCUCCCACCGACAGUUCAGUCAAGGUGUCUGCAAGUAGGUGAUUGGCAUGCACAUCUAACCACCUCAUGGAUCGUGCCCCAAUUCCUAUUAAAAAAUAAAUUGGAAAGGAGUCCUGACCCAAGGCACUUCCUUUCCUUUUUCAUGCUAAUAUUCUGUGCUGGUCUCAACCCAGAAGAUAUUGCUGUGUCAAAAAUUAAAUCCUCAUACGUGGAACCUAUCAUUUGUGGAAAGAGGACUUGGAUCGAUUUGAGCCCAGUCAAACCUGCACCUGCAUACCUCUGCAUGUUACCUUAGCCAAGUUUAAUUUGUUGCACUCCAUGGUUCAGGCUUUGCUUUUGAUGCCAUGAGUGAGGUUGUAAGGUACAGCUGUGUUAGUUAUCCGUCCACUUUACAAAGCUUGCCUCUUCUUACUUUGCUAUUUUUUUCUUUAAGGAAAACUCUAAAGUCGUUCUGUAUCUGGCCUAGUCUUAAAACCCAAGCCUACAUUUCUCUUCCAGGCUACCUCUAUCACUCCAGGAGGACAGAGUUAGUGCUGAUAAUGAUAAUGCUCAGUAAUAUCAAGAUCUGAUGAAGAAACACUUUAUUUAAAUGUGAAUUAAAUAAAAGUAUGCGAUUCAACAUGUUCCUGAAGGUGUUUGUUAUACAAGAUUUAGUUCUAUUUGAGUCUGUUCUGGGAGUCCAUUCAUAGCUGAGAACCUGCAAGAUGUCAGGCAAGAAUUUUGAAAUAGUAGAACUUCCUAUUCUUUUUUAAUCACUUGCAUCCGUAUAUGGGGCAAGAAUACUUCUGCAAACCUUCUGUUUUUUAAUCUAUUCUAAGGAAAUAAACUUUAAAGCUGAGCCUUUAGAUGUUGAUGUUGUUGUUGGCAAAGGUGGGUUCUUUUGAUUCAUAACCUUUCCAAGAACCAUGCUUUUGCAGGCGCCAUACAAAAGGAUAGUUCUCUGGUCUUGACCCAUUGCAAUAAAAAUAUUUCAAAUUUUAUCU